Pimephales promelas (fathead minnow) is the source of this 1680-nucleotide messenger RNA. The record is from RefSeq and is a predicted model, not a curated record. Lineage: Eukaryota; Metazoa; Chordata; Actinopteri; Cypriniformes; Leuciscidae.
CACCAAGAACAUGAAGCUUGCUGAUGAUGUUGAUCUGGAGCAGGUGGCGAAUGAAACCCAUGGCCAUGUGGGUGCUGAUCUGGCCGCCCUUUGCUCCGAGGCUGCUCUGCAAGCCAUCCGUAAGAAAAUGGACCUCAUCGAUCUGGAGGAUGAGACCAUCGACGCAGAGGUUAUGAACUCCUUGGCUGUUACAAUGGAUGACUUCAGGUGGGCUCUUAGCCAGAGCAACCCCUCUGCCCUGAGAGAGACCGUAGUGGAGGUGCCCAACAUCACCUGGGAGGAUAUUGGUGGCCUUGACGAUGUCAAGAGAGAGCUGCAGGAGCUGGUGCAGUACCCAGUGGAACAUCCAGACAAAUUCCUUAAGUUUGGCAUGACCCCAUCCAAGGGUGUGCUGUUUUAUGGACCACCAGGUUGUGGUAAAACCCUACUGGCCAAGGCCAUUGCCAAUGAUGCCAGGCAACUUCAUCUCAAUCAAGGCCCAGAACUGCUCACUAUGUGGUUUGGAGAAUCAGAGGCUAAUGUCCGUGAAAUCUUUGAUAAGGCUCGUCAAGCUGCUCCUUGUGUACUCUUCUUUGAUGAAUUGGACUCCAUUGCUAAAGCUCGUGGUGGAAACGUUGGUGAUGGUGGUGGAGCAGCUGACAGAGUCAUUAACCAGAUCCUUACAGAAAUGGAUGGUAUGUCCAGCAAGAAGAACGUCUUCAUCAUUGGGGCCACCAACAGACCAGACAUCAUUGAUCCUGCCAUCCUCAGGCCUGGCCGACUGGACCAGCUUAUCUACAUCCCACUGCCUGAUGAGAAGUCUCGCAUUUCCAUUCUCAAAGCGAAUCUCAGGAAGUCGCCAAUCUCAAAGGACGUGGACGUGGACUUCUUGGCCAAGAUGACCAAUGGCUUUUCAGGUGCUGAUUUGACCGAGAUCUGUCAGAGGGCCUGUAAACUGGCCAUCCGUGAGUCCAUUGAAAAUGAGAUCAGACGGGAACGCGAGAGGCAGACCAACCCUUCUGCAAUGGAAGUGGAGGAGGAUGACCCUGUGCCUGAGAUUAGGAAGGACCAUUUUGAGGAGGCCAUGCGCUUUGCCCGCCGCUCUGUCAGUGAUAACGACAUCCGCAAAUAUGAGAUGUUCGCACAGACCCUGCAGCAAAGCAGAGGCUUUGGCAGUUUCAGAUUCCCAUCCAGUAACCAAGGUGGAAGUGGACCAAGUCAGAGCUCCUCUGGUGGUGGCGGAGGCACAGUCUUCAAUGAGGACAACGAUGAUGAUCUUUAUGGAUAAAUGUGACCACGUGGCUGACCCUCACAGGCCACUCUUCGUACAGGCCUCUGUGUACAAAAGACGAAAAAUAAAAAUUCCAAGUUUUUAGGACUGUGCUUUUUGUUUCUGAUUUUCCGCUUCUCCUUUCAAGUCCACUGCCCUUGUUUUUUAUUCGCCUCGUUCCCCUUCUGUCCACCCCCGUCUGUUAAUAGAGAAAAGCAUGUAGCUGCUUGUGUUUUGCUCUGGUUUGUGAAAGGAUGAUUUCUGAGAACUUUGAUCUUAACAUUCUGUGGGUGGGGGUGAAUUUCAGUAAAAAACCAUACACAAUAGGGAUUUCAUUAACUUCACAAGCUAUACGAACAGCUUUAGUGGUGGGGUUUAAUGCUAGGCUGUUGGAAGGAUGAUAAAAAAUAAAAUAAAAUUUAAAAAAAAUU